Messenger RNA from Mycotypha africana, 926 nucleotides. RefSeq lists its product as uncharacterized. Bases 76 to 750 code for a protein of 224 amino acids. The record is from RefSeq and is a predicted model, not a curated record. Lineage: Eukaryota; Fungi; Mucoromycota; Mucoromycetes; Mucorales; Mycotyphaceae. The transcript has 5 exons.
GUGUUCUUUAUCAUUUUAAUCUUUACUAUUUAUUGUAUCUUUUACAUAUAGAUUGUUAUCGUUAUAAUAGUCUACAUGCUAUCUUUCCAUCUCCCAGAAUUAUCGGCGAGUAGUUCACCGCUUGUUGUCGCGCUUUACGGUCACUUAGAAGCAACCAUUCAUUUAGUACAAGUCAUUGUCAAAUUAGAAUGGACAAUUUUCAGUAGACUGCUAGCAGGGCUAAUUUUGAUCACAGGCACCUAUCUCGUUUAUGUCAUGAUCACUUUGCGACAUGGUCAUCACCCAUUGUUGAUUUGGGAAAAGCUCGGUAAACCAGUUGUGAAAAUAUUUCGACCUUGGACUUUUGCCUACUUGUUGAAUUAUAGUGACCCAUAUGCUCGCUCAAUUGAUAUGCGCGUGUCAACAUUUUCGCGGGGAUUUUGUACAGCCAUUAUGAGAGACCACCAUAACACCCGUAACAUACAGAAAGGUAUCCAUCCUACAGCGUUAGCAACAUUUGCAGAAACGACAGGCGGCUUAGCUUUGAUGAGCAAUCUGAAGAAGAAAGAUAGGGCCAUUUUGAAGUCGAUUACAAUGGAAUAUAAGAAAAAAGCGCGUGGUUUGUUGACAGCCACUUCAGACUAUACCCUACCAAAUGAUUUAGAAGAAGGAAGGCAUGAACUGAAAACUGAGGUGGUCAUUAAAGAUAGAAUGCUAGAUACAGUGGCGAUUGGUUAUUUAGUUUGGUGUGUAGAAACAAAAGACGUUUAAAAUAUACAGGGAGCUCCUAUGAUACCUAUAAAUUGAAAAGAUCAAACCAUAAGAAGCAGAUUUGCUUCGCUUGUAUUCUAGAAUGUUUAAAAGACGCUUUAUUGUACAUAUACGCUCGUUUUUUAUUGGCCAUUUAACCGUAGCACACAAUGGCCGAAUAAAAUGACCUUUGCCUU